Molecule: messenger RNA, 2222 nt
Organism: Parasteatoda tepidariorum (common house spider)
Lineage: Eukaryota; Metazoa; Arthropoda; Arachnida; Araneae; Theridiidae
Source: RefSeq, a predicted model, not a curated record
AAAUAAGCAGUUUCAUUUUCUAAAGUGAGUUCGAUAUGCUGUGGAAAAAUUUUUCUCCGUUUUUUUUAUACUCAGUUUUAAGGUGGUACUAUUUGAAAACACUUUUCCAUCAGAAAGCUAAAGCUGUCUUAAGGAUUUAUUUGUGAUUAAGGUUCGCUUAGAAAGAAAAAUGGCUGCCAUUCCGUCAAAGAAUGAUGAUGUGAAAAGCAGAAUCUCAAAACUGUUUUUUGAGGAAUCCCUUUGUGAUGUGACGUUUUUGGUCAAUGAUCUGUCUCAUCGAUGCCACAAGCUAGUACUUGCCAGUGGAAGUAAAGUGUUUGAAGCCAUGCUGUACGGUAAGAUGGCAGAAAAUGAAAGUGAAAUCCGAAUACCGGAUGUUACAGAAACAGGAUUUCGCAUAAUGCUUCGAUACCUAUAUACAGACACUGCAAAAUUCGAAAAUGAGUUUCAAGCAUUUGAAGCAGCUUACUGUGGCAAGAAGUAUCUAAUAGAUAAUUUAAUUGAGCUUUGCGAAAGUUAUUUGCUUUCUCACGCAGUUUUAAGCUUCGAAACAGUACUCUCCCUUUAUGAAAAAGCUGCUUUUUUGGAGUUGAAAAAAUUACAAAAUCGUUGUCUCAGUUACGUGUCUCGACAUGCUUCUAAAAUUUUGAUUUCUUCAAGCAUGCUUUUCAUUUCAAUAGCAACUUUUCAAAGAAUCCUGGAAUUAGAAUUCAUGGAUAUUAAAUCUGAGAAAACAAUCAUAGAAUCUCUAUGGAAGUGGGGAGAAGAACAAUGCAAAAAGAGAGGUGUAGAUAAAUGUACCAAAAAUAUUCGAAAUUCAAUAGAAGAUCUUCUGAAAUAUGUUCGUUUUUUAACACUUGGUUUCGAAGAACUGGAAGAUGUUUUUCAACAUUAUGAUUUAUUAGAUAACUCUGAGCAGUUGGCUAUUCUUUGGAAUAUUGCGAUGUCAAAUAGAAAGGAAUCUGUUCGACUGCCAUCAAACUUAUGUGUAGAAUUUAAAAAUAGGUCCAUAAAAAGUGCAUCAAGAUUAAAAAUACCAACUAAAUAUAGAUAUAAUGAAGACAUCAUGAGGAUCUCAACUAAACGAUUCAAACAAUACAUUCGUUUGUCUGUUGAAGGAUCUGGCAUCACAAUGUAUGGCCUGGUCGUGGCCAUGAAACCAAUUCCCUGUUAUUCUUUUUCUCACAUACAAUUAAAAAUUGAUAUUACGUUGUAUAACGAGACAACAAAACAAUAUUCAAGAGCAAAAAUAGUCAAAAAAGCUGACAAUCAGGAAUGUAAUGAUCAAAUCGAAGAAGUUUUAUUCGAUGAAUUUCUGCGUCUUGAUGAUGGGGACAUAGGUAGUUUAACAGUAGAAACUACUGGAGAAGGUGUGAAAAUUAUGGAAUUCACAAAAGAAGAAUUUACGCUUAAGUCGGCCAGUUCUGUAAUGAAGUGCAAUUUCAAGGUAGAUGAUAGAAGCAGUCUGUUGUUUCCUGUUAAAGAAUUAAUUUGCAUCCCUGAUUGAAAAAAAAAUUAUUGCAGGAAAAAUAAAACUAUAUUUUUUUAGGGUGAAAUUUAAUAAUAAAUCAAUGAUUGACUAGAUGAUGAAUUGGUUUCAGCACUGAACCCAGUAAUUCAGUAAAACCAGCAAUACGAAAAACACGUUUUUUUCAUUUAGAGAAGUUGAAUUGUGUCCAGUCAUCAUCAAAUAAAUACCAGUAAUCAUCAAAUUACUGUCACAGUUACCGGUUGGUAAAAAUGAAUUGACUUCAGCAUUGAAUCCAAUAAUUUAAUAAAUCAAGAGUCACAAAAAAAACGUUUUUUUAUUUUUUAUUGGUAGAAAUUGAAUUGUAUCCCUCAUCAAAUCUCUGUCACAGUUACCGGGAGGUAAAAAAUGAAUUGAUUUCACCACUGAAUCUAGAAUAAUGUCCAGAAAUCUACUAACAUCUAAACGUUAAGGCGGCUCUAGUGUAAUUUGGCUUUACAUUUAAUAAAACAAUUUAAACAAGAAUUUCAAAAGAAAAUUAAAAAAGUGAUGCACCGAAAACUCUCUAAAUUGAAAGGGAAAAAAAAUAUCCGUCGGCUACCUUUAGCAUAUCAAUUUAAAUAUCGAAGACACAUUUUUGGUACAUCAAUAACAUAUUCGUUGUAAUAUGAAUAAACAUCUAGCUAUAAUAAUAUAUUAACAAAGGAAAAAAAUCGUGGCAAAGAACAAGACAAUUAUUAAUAUAUACAAGAUA